AAUACGGUGAGAGAGUGAGUUCAAUUUCUAUAACAUAAAUCUAACAAAAUCUCCUUAUUCCCAAUAUUGUCAACUCCCACUCUGGAUGAGUCUCUCUCAAGUCUCAUCUGAAGAUCAUUUUUCUUAUAGUGUAUAAUUCCAAUUUAUACCUGAAUCGUCUCUGUAGAUUGAGAGUGAGGACGCGAUCUAUCGAUCAUGGGGAAUCAAGAAGAAGAAACGACGAUAGGACUCCGAAGAAGAGGUUGUUCAUACCAAAAAGGAGACUUUCUGCCGGAGGAAUCCUUUAAGACAUGGGAUAACUACACAACCGCAUUGAUGGAGACUCCCCACCGGUUGAUGGACCGGUUGUUGACGCGUUCAGGCGACCAGGCGGAGCUCGAUGCUAAGGCGCGAAGUCAGACGCAGAUGAAGAAGACACUGACGUGGUGGGAUCUGAUCUGGUUUGGGAUGGGCGCUGUAGUUGGAGCAGGAAUCUUCGUGCUCACCGGACUUGAAGCUCGAGAGGAUGCUGGUCCUGCAGUUGUGUUAUCCUACGUCGUUUCCGGCGCCUCCGCUCUCAUGUCUGUGUUUUGCUACACCGAGUUUGCCGUCGAGAUACCUGUUGCAGGUGGCUCGUUUGCUUAUUUGAGGGUGGAGUUAGGAGACUUUGUGGCCUUUAUUGCCGCUGGUAACAUCCUCUUAGAGUAUGUGAUUGGCGGAGCUGCGGUGGCGCGUUCAUGGACAUCCUACUUUGCCACCCUCUGUAACUACGAGCCUAACGACUUCCGCAUCACAGCUCAYGGGCUCGCAAAGGACUACAACCAUUUGGACCCAAUCGCAGUAGGUGUCAUUGCGAUCAUUUGCAUCAUCGCGAUUGUCAGCACCAAAGGCUCGUCUCGAAUCAACUACGUUGCCUCAGUUGUUCACAUUAUCAUCAUCUUGUUCAUCAUCAUUUGUGGUCUUAUCAAYGCCRACACAGAGAACUACAAACMCUUUGCACCGAAAAAAGCCCGAGGAGUGYUCAAGGCCUCGGCUGUACUCUUCUUUGCUUAUGUUGGGUUCGAUGCUGUUGCAACCAUGGCCGAGGAGACUAAGAAUCCGGCCAAAGACAUUCCCAUCGGUCUUGUUGGCUCGAUGGUGAUCACAACCAUCCUAUAUUGCAUGUUGGCGAUAACACUUUGCUUGAUGCAACCAUAUGACCAGAUAAAUGUCGAUGCUCCUUUCUCGGUAGCGUUUAAAGCGGUAGGAUGGGAYUGGGCAAAAUAUGUAGUUGCYGCCGGAGCUCUAAAGGGUAUGACCUCUGUGCUCCUAGUUGGAGCCGUUGGACAAGCUAGGUAUUUAACUCACAUCGCUCGAACACAUAUGAUGCCUCCAUGGUUUGCAAUCGUGGACGCCAAGACCGGUACCCCCGUCAAUGCAACUGUYGUCAUGCUCAUGGCGACGGCUGUGGUUGCUUUCUUCACCAAACUUGACAUCCUCUCAAACCUCCUCUCCAUMUCCACACUCUUCAUAUUCAUGCUCGUAGCCGUCGCCCUCCUCGUCCGUCGCUACUAYGUCACUGGCGUCACCACCRCCGCCAACCGUAACAAGCUCAUCGCUUGCUUACUAACCAUCCUCYUUUCAUCAUGCGCCACUGCCRCGUAUUGGGGRAUCUCUAAACACGGUUGGAUCGGGUACUGCAUMACGGUCCCAAUUUGGGCAGCCGGAACCACCUCACUUUGGGCUUUCGUCCCACAAGCACGAGAACCGAAGAUGUGGGGGGUUCCGUUGGUACCGUGGCUGCCGUCGGCUUCAAUUGCGAUCAAYAUUUUCCUUCUUGGAUCGAUCGAUAAGGACUCGUUCAUUCGGUUUGCAGCAUGGACUGGGUUGUUGUUGGUGUAUUACUUCUUGUUUGGACUUCAUGCAGCUUAUGACACUGCUAGGGAGGAGGAGAAGCAAUGGAAGAAGGUUGAAGAAGGGAAAGAAAUGAAUAACGAGUUUGAGAAUAAAAAUGGUUUAAUAGCUACUUCUGAUGCAUCAUAGUUUAUUUUCUUACCUGAUUUUAUGGUUUUUAUUCUAAAAAUGUAUGUGUUUAUAUUAMAAGUGGAAGUGGUGGGUAUGAUAUUUAAAUUCAGUUGACAAAA
Messenger RNA from Cynara cardunculus var. scolymus (artichoke), 2102 nucleotides. Its product is annotated as cationic amino acid transporter 1-like. Bases 196 to 2001 code for a protein of 601 amino acids. Gene Ontology annotation, biological process: transmembrane transport; amino acid transport. Gene Ontology annotation, cellular component: plasma membrane. NCBI's taxonomy places the organism in Eukaryota, Viridiplantae, Streptophyta, Magnoliopsida, Asterales, Asteraceae. The transcript has 4 exons. The record is from RefSeq and is a predicted model, not a curated record. Gene Ontology annotation, molecular function: L-lysine transmembrane transporter activity; L-glutamate transmembrane transporter activity.